GAAGGGAGAGAAACUUACAAUUGAAAUUUGAUUUGACACGUUGCUUCGCUUAGGGAGGGGGAAUUUUAAUUGUUUGUGAUAAUUAAUGUUUCGGAUACAGGCAGUUCACGUCAUUGCGUAAAAUAGCCGGAAGUAAUCGAGAAUACGUCAUCGAAAAAAGAGAAGCGUUUGACUUUUUCCGUUGAGCGAGAAGCGAGAAGCGCUUGUACUCUCCCCCCUCGCGCCGUGCCUCUUUUCCCCGGCACCCCCUCGCCGCGAAUUCUCGUACCGGCUGCGUAUUUCGUGUUCCGUUAACGGGAGAGGUACGAGUUUGAGCGAGGCUCUAUUGGGGCCUCCGACGUCGGCCGUGACAGGUUGGAAUCACCCCGUUCCUCUGAAUUAGAAUAAAUCGGAGUGUUUCAUCGCAGUUGCAAAAAGCCAAGGUUCUAAUUAGCAUAUCCACGAGAAGUGAUCUCUCAUAAUUCCUUAAAAAACAAAUUAACACUCAAACGUCGUUUAUUUAUACAAAUAAAGAAGUGAUAAAAUCCGAAAAAUAGAAUUUUCGUGCGGGCAAAAGAGGAGAAAAGUUCAGUUCGCGCGUCUCAACGAAAGCGGCCACAUUUCUGGCGAUAAAACCAUUGGAAAAAUCGCAUUCGUUAUUCCGAAAUUUUCGAUAAGUUAUUCUAACCACGGCUCGAUCGAGGACAAUCUUUAAUUUCCGAAUUUUUAUACACGUGACAGAAACAGAAUUUUAGACCUCAAUCUUCGCGCUCGCGGUGCAGAAAAUAUACAAUUAUACAUAUUUACAUAAAUAAAUUAAAUUAAAUAUAUAUAUAUAUAUAUACACACACCUAUAUAUAUUAGUUAAAUAUCACGGUUAUGGCGUUUUUGAGAACUGUACCACGUUGCUGUGUGGGGAGUAAAAAGUUUAGCAAGUGUCUACCAUUGAGAGCCGGUCCAGUUGAGAAUUCGGCGAGGCCAACUGUGCAGCUGGUGCAGGUGUUGGCACAAGGAUACGCGAAUUUUUCGACCUCGGCGAGUACCGCCGAAAAACCUACCCCAGCUCCCCGACAAAUCGAUCCCCUCGAUCUUAAAUUCCAUGAUCCCGUCGCAUCUUUCAAGAGCAAAACCAUGACCGAACUUAUACGUGCUUACAUCGUUUAUCAAAUAUGCUCCAUCGAAUAUAUCGUCGAGAACAACAUGAAGUUUAUGAAACUAGCAAAGGCAGUGCUUGGAGAAAGGCUCUUUACGGUUUUGAUGAAAAGCACGUUCUACGGUCACUUUGUCGCGGGCGAGGACGAGGUCAAGAUCAGGCCGACGUUGUCGAGAUUACGACAAUUUGGCGUAAAACCAAUUCUCGAUUAUUCGGUGGAGGAAGAUCUCUCGCAAGAGGAAGCCGAGCGUCGCGAAGUCCAAGCUUCGGUAUCGGAGGCAGGGGACGAAAAGAAAGAAGGGACCUUGAAAAAGUAUCACGUUGAAAAAUCGUUCGCUGAUCGACGAUACAAGGUCGCGUCGGCGAGAACUUAUUUCUAUUUGAAUGAAGCCUCCUGCGAACGAAACAUGGAUAUUUUCAUCAGGUGCUUGGAAACGGUCGCAGGUGCAUCGAUGGGCGUUGGUUUCACCGCAGUAAAAUUGACUGCUCUCGGCCGACCUCAACUCUUGCUUCAAUUAUCCGAGGUGAUUAUGCGAGCUCGUCAGUACAUGUCGGACGUUGUUGGCGGUGAGGGCGCUGUAUUAGCUCAUCAUGCGAAACCCGAUGACUUCAAGAAGAAAUUCGAAGAGGCUCACAUCACGGACGCAGCUCCGGUACAGAAAUUUCUUGAUAAGAUCCAAUCCGACAAAGAGGGAAACGUCAUUCACUUGUUCCCCUGGAGCGGUAUUCUCGAUGAAAAUUAUGAGCUGAGCGAGACCUUCCAAGUGCCUGACAUAAAAACUGGAAAAAUGGUCAGAUUGAUGACACAGCUCACUGCCAAGGAGGAAGAAAUGUUCAGGAAUAUGAUAAGAAGACUCAACAACAUCGUUUCCGUUGCAGACAAAUUGGACGUUCGUAUAAUGAUCGAUGCGGAGCAAACAUAUUUCCAGCCAGCCAUCUCACGAUUAACGUUGGAGAUGAUGCGCAAGUACAAUACGAAGAAGGCUGUCGUCUUCAAUACGUAUCAGACGUAUCUCCAGGAAGCUUUCAACGAGGUGAAGACCGACCUUGAACAGGCCGAGCGUCAGAACUUUUACUUUGGCGCGAAAAUUGUUCGCGGUGCUUAUAUCGAGCAGGAACGAGCACGAGCUGCAGCGAUGGGUUACGCCGACCCUACCAAUCCUACGUACGAGGCAACGACUGAAUCUUACCACAAAACCCUUAUGGAAUGUUUACGUAGAAUGAAACAGUACAAAGAUAAGGGAGAGGAUCCAAAAAAAAUUGGUAUCAUGGUUGCCUCGCACAACGAAGACACCGUUCGAUUUGCGAUAGAAAAGAUGAAGGAAAUUGGCAUUUCACCCGAGGAUAAGGUCAUUUGCUUCGGUCAACUGUUGGGAAUGUGCGACUAUUUGACUUUCCCUCUCGGUCAAUCGGGUUAUUCGGCCUACAAGUACAUCCCUUACGGUCCAGUAAAAGAAGUGCUGCCAUAUCUGUCGCGACGAGCACAGGAGAACCGUGGUAUUCUAACGAAAAUAAAGAAAGAGAAGAGUCUUUUGCUGUCCGAGAUUACGAGGCGUCUACGAAGGGGGCAGUUGUUCUACACGCCUAAGGGCAAUUACACUCCCGUUUGAAUUGGCGAACUCACGAAAGUGUGAAAUGUCCUAGAGAAACAGCGAAAAAAGAGCGAGAGAGCAAAAAAAAGCCGAGAGAAAGGAAAAAGAGCCGAGUAUGAAUUUAAGUAGUGGUUGCAAAUUAAUGAAACUUUUAAACCCUAACGAGCGAAAAGACGUCGAGAUUCAAGAGGUAAAAAGAAAAAAAAAUAGUGAAAAAGAGAGAAAGAGCAAAAGCAAAAUGAUCGCUUGGGGUUUUCCACUAACGAUACUGUUGCUCGAUAUUCCAUGCGAAUAUUGAGCGCAUUCGGGCGUCUAGCUGACCGACAGAGCAGCGAAACGACGAAUAGAGCGUCUCUCUCUCCCCCCGCCUGCAUGUCCCCCCGGAAAGUGGCCGCGAAUUCUCAGUCACGUGAUCCGCGUCGAAUCUCGCCUCGUUCCAAUCUAAGGAUCCGUGACAUCGCGCGUCCCCUCCGUUCUUCGUAUUUAUGAUCGAUUGUAUUAAUAAAUAUCCUGCGGAUAGUAUUAUCAUUAUUUUUAUUCGUCGGAAGACACUAUUAUUUCGGAACACAAAACACCGAUUUCAUUUCAGCGCGCUCUCGCUCGAAUCACCCGCUUAAACGAUCCUCCCCGACGCGCAUCCGCGUUGCUUUUAUCCCCGAUAUUGCAACUUUGAAAACGUACGAAUUUCCGAGCCUCCUCCGAUGAUCUCAUACUCAGUGUUCAUUGUUUGAAAACAAAGCUGAAAAACCAAAAAAAAAAACAACAAAACAUUUAGCCCGUCGAUCCGCUCGUCUCGUCGGUUAAUCUUUUUCGUCAUCAUUACCACUCGAAUGAAGCGGCGUUUGAAUUCUUUCCGAGUUUCUGUUUCAUCAGAUCAUUCAUGAAUAACGCUAUAUCGAAAAAAUGACAUGAAAAAUCAUUCAUCGUUAAACAAAAAUAACAAUUUAUCGCUACGCCAGUACUUACGGAUGGAUGAAAACAAUCUCGCGCCCAUUUGUUGCAGCUCAUUAUCGUCCGGCCACAAAAGAAUUAUUCGAUUUUUUUGAAUUCAGAACACCGAAAAGUGGCGCGACCUAAAGCGAGAAGAGGAUGGCUCGCGGAAAGUUGGCUUGUGAGCGCUGUAAUAUCGAUAAAUUUUCACGAACGUUGUCAUUCAUCAUUUUUUUAUUCUAAGGAUUAAAUACGUGUUGAUGCGCGCCAGAGAAUUUUGUAAUACCGAUGCGAUAUUUUUGGUGCCUCUAUUAUCUUAGUUGCGUACGUUAAAUCAAGAGGGAGGAGAGACAGUAAGAAUUGAUUUUGUAUUCGUCGAAGACUUGGAGUAUUCGAAAAUAGCGUUGAACAUCUCUGAGCCUUUUUUCCAAUCGUCCAUUGAAAAAAAUAGCAAAUAAAAUGUUUGUUCGUUUUUUUUUUCAUUAAGUGCUUGACGAGGUGAUCUGUAUUUUAGCGCUCCUUCGAAUUUUUAUCGUACGGAGAUUGUUUUUGCAAACUCGAAAAUACAAGGAGAAGAAAGAAAUAAACAUUCAGCCAGUUCCUUUGCAAAGAAAAAACUUGUCUUUAUUUUUUCGCUUGUCAACUAUCGCAUUGCGUACCGAAAUCUGAGAUAGACUCGAAUCAGAGAAAUCCCAAUUCUCAGUCCUCUCUCACUGAAUUCGGAUUUUAUUAUGCUUUUCACACGAUACGUUUGCGAAAUCAAUGAAUCGAUAGAAAAAAAUAACCCCGAUAAAUUGAAGAACGAGGCGAUGACGAACCGGUUCGACAUUUUUAUAAAAUAAUAAUUGUUAAAGAAUUAGAGAAAAAAAGCAAAUAAGUGUAUGAAGUCGUUUUUUUUUAACUGUAACUAGGAACGUCCAAUUUCGCAAAAAUACUUUUAAGCUUGUAAUACAAAGCGUGUUCAUCGACGAAACGUGCUUUCCUCAGGAUUCUUUUAUUUCCUUUCUUUUUUAAACAUCAAAUACGCACUGUUAGCAAAUAGCUGGGAAUAUGUGAGUUUGUGAGAGUGUACGGAGACGAGAAAAGGCUAUAAAAGCUUUUCCGAGUGCAUUCAGUGCAUUUUAUUUGUUGCGUUGUGUGCAUCAAUAUUGUCAAUUUGUACGAUGAUACGCAACGGUAUUAAUUCCUACGAUCCAUCUCGAGUCAAUUUUUUUUAUGUCAUUUCUACAAACUUUUGUGCCCCAAGUUCACAGCGAUGAUUGGUGUCUUCGUGCUUUAGUCGAACAGACAUUUUCGUGAUUGAUUUCGUGAUUCGAAGGAAAUAUUUCAAUCAGAGUAAAAAAAAAAACAAAUGUUUUUUUCCUUUCAAAAAAAAUGUCAGCUCGUUCGAACUUUCGGGUUGUUCCGAAACUCAUUGGUUCAACGUUUAAAUCGUCAUUUCAUCAAGGACCGAUACAGAAACGGUCACGGUAUCAAAUAUUUGUACAACAUUUUUCAUUGAAAAUUUUCGAAGCAUUGCGAUAGCAGUGACUAUUUAAUGGAGGACGUGUCAAUAAUCCAUCAAUGUCAAUUAAAGCAUGAAAUUUUGUAAAAAUGAUUGAAAAAAAGUGAUGAAAAUUGUAAUGGAGUGCGAGGGUGGAUUAUGAUAUUAUUUUUUCCGCAGUAUUCUCGUUUAUUCUAAGCCACGACCGUUCAAUAUUAAAGUUUAGUUCGCUCAAGGGAAAAGCCAACUAGGGAAUUGCUGGCAGAGUAAAUACCGUUGCAGGAUCAUUCGGAAAGAGUGGUUCAAGUGAAUCGCGUGUCCGAUCUCUUCGAAGCUGUAGAGAGUGUUUUGGUUCACGUUUAGCAACGUGUGCUCUUAUCCUCAACGUAAUUGUACUGAUUUUUAGCCCGCGCAGAAAUACGAUAUUUCAAUUGAGAUUAAAUGGAAAGAUUGUGCAAGAGAACGAAUGAGAGAGAGAGAGAGAGACGGAGCGAGGUCGGAGGGAGUAAAGCAAACGGAUAAGAGAAAAAACGAAACAGCAAAAUUCGAUAAACGCCAAAUUGGAAAAAGCCAAAUUAUCCAAAAAAAACAAAUCACUGUGAAUCACUUUGAAAGCGCUUCUCCAAGCUGAUCGAAGUGAGUGCAAGCUAAUUGGAAAACUCAACAAUAUUUCAUUGGUGAAAAACAAAUAAAGGGGCAUUGUUAAAGUUAUACACGCUGAUAUAAUGCGACCAAGUGUUUUUCAUGUGUUCGUUGCGUGCGACCGAACCGCGAGAGUGAUAAAGUAGGAAACUAUAAUUAUUCUAUUUGUUAUAUUUAUUAUGCACGUACGAUUAAAGGAUCGAUAUAAUAAUCAGUGCGUAUAGAAAACAAACAAAAACAACAAAACAAACAGUUUACCAAGGUUUCUUGUGUCUUGACGUUCGAUGAUGACAAUAACUUAGAUAGAAACGGAUGUUGUUCGCGCGUAGCGUUAAUAUAUCAAGUUUUCGUGAGAGAUUAUCAGCCACGAGAAUGCAGUUUAUGGCGCUCUGUUUGAGUGGAAAAGUAAGAAAAAAAAAAAAGAGAAAAAAAAACAAAUAAUUCAAGAGAGAUUUAUGACUUUGUGUCGAAAAUUGGAGAGAGACUGAUUCAAACGAGACAACGGGAUCGUCGAGAACGAGCAAAUCGUAGAAGAAAAUGAAUAUUCGAUAAUGAGGAUAACUAAAUGAUCGUCGAAGAUAUAAUAAAUUUUCUCGUUCUCGUUCGAUCACGUUUCGGGAUAAAAUAUCCGAUCCUCCUAAACCGAAAGAUGAGGUAAAAACAAAUGAAAGUCGUUUAAGAGGUCGAUAGAUAUAAAAUAAGUUAAUAUUUAUUAUUUCGUGAAAUACAAUUAAUAUAUGCUCUUC
Molecule: messenger RNA, 6525 nt
Organism: Venturia canescens
Lineage: Eukaryota; Metazoa; Arthropoda; Insecta; Hymenoptera; Ichneumonidae
Gene: slgA
Product: proline dehydrogenase slgA
Exons: 12
Coding region: 859-2742 (627 amino acids)
Cellular component (GO): mitochondrion
Molecular function (GO): proline dehydrogenase activity; FAD binding
Source: RefSeq, a predicted model, not a curated record